GUUGGUUUAGCCCCUUUCAUUGACAUUAUAUCGUUGCCAGCAUCUCAGUCAAGAUGGCUAGCAACGCCGGGCCACCGGCAGCACCGCCCCAGUUCAUGCCAACGCAACUGAACGCCUUGUUUGGCCAGUUACUAGCCCAGAACCUCAAUUGCGUUGUACAGACAAUGCGUCGCGUUAUCCACCGACAACUAAGCUUACUAAGGCGGAGGACCACCUGACAUGGAGGAGCAAGUUGAUUGUCAGCGGAACAGGCGGACAUUCCAAUGACAAUUGUAUUCGGCUAAGCUACAGUCUAGGC
Molecule: messenger RNA, 298 nt
Organism: Parathielavia appendiculata
Lineage: Eukaryota; Fungi; Ascomycota; Sordariomycetes; Sordariales; Chaetomiaceae
Exons: 1
Coding region: 54-218 (54 amino acids)
Source: RefSeq, a predicted model, not a curated record